Physella acuta is the source of this 13127-nucleotide messenger RNA. RefSeq names its product protocadherin Fat 4. NCBI's taxonomy places the organism in Eukaryota, Metazoa, Mollusca, Gastropoda, Physidae. Gene Ontology annotation, biological process: homophilic cell-cell adhesion; cell migration; multicellular organism development. Gene Ontology annotation, cellular component: catenin complex; plasma membrane. The record is from RefSeq and is a predicted model, not a curated record. Gene Ontology annotation, molecular function: beta-catenin binding; cadherin binding; calcium ion binding.
UGGAUGUUAAGUACACUGUGAUAUUUAUUUGCUGUCGUCAGGACACACCUGGGACCUGGUUCAGUGACAGUUAGAGAGUGGUAAGUCUACGGGAGAUUAGGCGGUUACAGUGUGACUGGGAUUUAACAUUCCGUUUGUAGAAAACGUACCGUGUUUUAACAGCUCCACAAACAAUAGACCUAUGCAUGACAGCCCUAGAGAAGAUGUAUAGUUUAAAAAGCCUGAUAUUCGCCAUCAUUUUGGUAUACACACCGGCCGCAGAAAGUGGAGUUCCGGUAUGUAGUCCGUCUGUUGGUUUUAGUAGUGUGGCAGAGAGUUCUACAAACGGACAAUCAGUUUACCAACUGACCUGCACUGACCCUGAUCCUACUCACACUACCCUCAACUAUGCCUUUAACACUACCGAUGGUGGAAACACCGCUGGCUAUUUUGCAGUUGAUCCGGCAACCGGUCAAAUAACUGUAGCGUCGUCCACUCUAGACGCAGAAAACAUAAUAAGCGGGAACUAUUCUACACCCUACAUUCUGGUGAUAUCAGUAGAUGACCUCAACUCUAACGUCACUUAUGUAACCGUGGUAGUCAGUGUUACAUCCACCAAUGACAAUUCCCCAACAAUAACUGGACUAUCAUCACCUGUACCUUUACCGGAGGACACGGCCCUCGGCACUGUUGUAGCCACCUGUACUCUAGCAGACUUGGAUCUACCUGGAUCUGGAGAUGAGCUCACGUCUGUAAAGAUUUCAUCUGGCGACGGUGGUAAGUUUAAAAUGGAUGAGCCGAACUGUGCCAUUAUACUGGUGGAUAGCCUGGAUUAUGACACCACACCAACGUACACCCUAACUGUUGAAGCUUACAACACAGGAGAUACGUCAAAAACAGCAACACAAAAUGUCAUUAUCAACGUCGGUGAAGUCAAUGAGUUUUUUCCUGACUGUCAAGUGGACACACUUGUCGCCUAUUUUAAAGAAGAUGCUCAAUUAAAUGAUCUUCUGGCAACUCUUACAUGUAAUGACAAAGAUAGUUCUGGCAAUAUAUUAACAUACACUACAGCGGAUACCAACUUCAAUGUAGACAGCACCGGUAAAAUCACUUUGAAAGCACUUCAGGACUAUGAAUCAUCGACUAAAUCCCUUUCUUCAACGAUUCUUGUUUCCGAUUCCGGUUCUCCAUCAAGAACGACAACUGUAACAACAAGUUUCUUUAUACUUGAUGUGGACGAUGAAAAACCGGUAUUUUCCGCAGCAAGUUAUCCAAUCAGUAUAGAUGAGACUCUUGCCAUCGGGUCGUCCGUUAUCCAAGUGACCGCCACUGACGCUGACGCCCCAAACUCUGACAACUCUAAGAUUACAUUCGCUGCUACAUGCACACCUGACUGGGUCAAGAUAGACAAGUACACAGGUCUAGUGGUCGUGUCGAAAACCAUGAGCUACACGACUGCCCCGACGGUCACGUGUACCCUUACAGCCCACUCCUCCACCCUCACGGCUUCUACAAGCACCUCUACCCUGACCAUCAACCUGAGGGACGUCAACGAUGGGCCACCAGCUUUUAAUCAGUCUAUAUACACUGGCUCCAUCCUAGAGGAAACAGCUACAGGUACCUCAGUUCUCCAAGUCUUCGCCUCUGACACGGACACCCCAGUCACUUUCUACAUGACAACAGGUGAUCCGUUCAUCAUAAACCCGACGACUGGAGUUGUGUCAGUCAACAAGAAAAUUGACUACGACCUUGCCACAACGGAUUGGUCGUAUUUGAGGGACGUGACGGCUGUGGAUAACGGGUACCCGGCCAAGACGUCAACGACCUUCGUCAACAUCAAAAUCCUGCCAGUCAAUGAAUUCACACCAACGUUUGCUUCCAACCCAACAGAAUCUGUUUCUGAGAACAGUACACCAGGGACGUCUGUCAUAAAAGUGACAGCAACUGACGGAGACCGCGGCAAUGACGGUGUUCUAUCAUAUUCACUUCAAGACAGCACUGUGCCCUUUGUAAUAGAGAGCACAACGGGAAUAAUGCGAGUUGGUAUCGGUCUGGAUGCGGAUGUUAAAGACUACUACACGGUCAUCGUACUUGCAGAAGACCAAUCAGACACGACGAAACGGACCGGAAGUUGUACGGUGACCAUCAACGUAAAAGACGAGAACGAUAAUCAGCCCGUGUGUGACCCCAUCGCUCCCUUUCUCAUCACACCCAGCACUAACGUGACCAAUUUCUUAUGGCAGUUUUCCUGCUCAGAUAAAGACGUGUCAGUCAAUGGUCUACAAUACACUCUGGUCUCUGGAGACACUUACAAUCUCUUUGAGGUCGACUCAACUAAAGGGUGGGUCAGGUUAAGGUCGUCUGGUCCAUUCCAGGCAGGGGAUUACACGUUAGUGUUUACCGUGUCGGAUGGUCUAUCACCCGCAAGAACAACAACAAUAGCAGUAAAAGUAAAAAUUAGCCAGACCCUGGUCUUUACUGGUCUACCAAAAGUUGUACAGGUCUACGAAAACACAAAUGUAUCGGAAAUCAUAAUGACAGCUUCAGCCUCAGGGACCUACGAGUUAAUCUCAUAUUCAAUUCAGAGCGGCGAUUUACUAUAUUUCAACAUUCACCAAACUCAGGGCACCAUCAGACUUGUCAAGUCACUUGACAGAGAAACGUCCCCUACGUCAUACACUCUUGUACUGAAAGCAUCGACUGCCUUAGGUCUUGUAACUUCUGGAACUGUCACGAUAUCAGUAUUGGACUGUAACGAUAAUGCUCCAAAGUUCGGCAACAGCUACUACAAUGGUGCUAUUUUUGAAGGCCCAGAUGGACUAGCUACAACCUACACCAUCACAGCUACAGAUCCAGACAGUGGUAACAAUGCAACUAUAGAUUAUUCCAUCCUAUCUGGAAACACAGGAAAUGUCUUUAAAUACUCCAACACAGGCGUUCUCUCAUUGGCUAGUGUGUUGGACUACGAGACGACACAAUUCUACACACUAGUUCUGUGUGCCACAGAUCGCGGCACUCCAAACAAACUCAGCAGCACUACCCUCGUCUUUAUAAGAGUGGACGAUAAGAACGAACAGAAUCCAAUCUUGAUCAGCCCAGGUGGAACUGUGAACAUCACUUUACCUGAAGACACGGCUACCGGUGCUAACGUCUUUAACAUCACCGCCAGCGAUAAAGAUUUCGGUACACAGUUGACCUACUACAUCACCAGUCAGUCAAAUACAGAUCAGUUUUCUGUCAAUGAAAGGCUAGGUGGGAUUUACUUAAACUAUCCCAUGGACCGCGAGAGUUAUCAGUCACUGACCUUGGUAGUUAAGGUAAACAAUACCAAUAAUCAAACUAACACAACAACCAUCGGCAUUACAGUUUCAGACGUCAAUGACAAUGAUCCGGUAUUUAGUCCAGCAAUGUAUGCAGUCAAUACAAAACACGGUACUGCUUCAGGUGCGUCUAUAGCUACACUUACAGUAACAGACACUGACAAUGGCGCUAACAGCACCAUGACGUUAAAUAUCACAUCAGGAAACACAAACAACGCCUUCAAAUUUGUAGGAAAAGUUUUGACAUCAAAUAUCCUUCUAGACGCAAACACCAACUCACUUUAUAUUCUUGAAGUAAUGGCAGCUGACCAUGGAACCCCACCUCGCUACUCUACAGCUUUAGUCACAGUGACCAUAGACCCAGAGUUCAAACAGCCCCUUUUUAACCCAACAUCAGACUCUAUCUCUGUUUUAGAAACUAAAACUGCAGGAGAUUUAAUAUACAACAUGGACGCGACAGCUAACGGAGCAAAAGAACAUGCAAGUGGUGAUUUGCUUUAUUCCAUAAAGUCUGGCAACUCUCAGAAUAAAUUUUACAUCGAGCCAUUGGGUGGAGAACUACAACUAAUCGAACCUUUAAGCUACGCUAACACAAGCUCAUACACACUAGUUGUACUAGCACAAAACAUUCUCAAUAACUCACUAACCAGUACGUUCACCUUAAAUAUAACCGUCACACAGGUCAACUUGUAUGAUCCUGUUUUCUCGAACACUAUCUAUUCCUGGUCAGUCAACGAAACGGCAAAAACUGGAACAAUCGUUGGACAAGUCACUGCGACAGAUAAGGAUGUUGGUCAGUUUGGAAAGUUGACAUACUCAAUGGAGUCAGGCGCGCCUUUUACUAUCAACUCAACAACAGGUGUGAUAUCGUUGACUGGCUCCCUAGAAUAUUCGACAGCAAAGAGCUACAACUUUUACGUUAAGGCGGUAGAUAAUGCAGGGGCCAGUAGUCGAUCAUCGACUAGUGUGGUCGUAAUAAGCGUCACUGAUUUCAACAACAACUCGCCUGUAUUUACAAGUAGCGUGUACAACGUAGGAGUUCCCGAAACAUUUCCUUUGGCGGAGACUUUCUUCUACGUCUUGGCUACAGAUUUGGACUCUGGAACAUUUGGUGAAGUGACGUACGCUAUUACUAAUAACAGUUUUGGGAUUUUCCAGAUAGCGAAAUCCACAGGUGAACUUUCAUUGAACAAAAGUCUGGACUACGAGUCCAACAGAACUCACGUCAUCAUUGUAACUGCGUCAGAUGGGUCCAACACAGCCUCAGCAACCGCCACUGUGACCGUCAAAGAUGAGAACGAUAACACACCAAAUUUGGGUUUCACCAGAGUUGACCUCGAGAUUUUCUCAAACAUUGUAGUAGGGACAUUGCUGUAUGAUGUCAACACUACAGAUAGAGAUGUUGGUGUUAACGGCGACUUGAAUUACAUCAUACAAAGCGGAAAUGACGACGGUCUUUUUAAUGUGGACAUUUCAAAUGGAAAAGUAAAAACGACAAAAUCGUUUGAAUCGACCAGCGGGUUUUAUACGCUUGUCAUCGCUGCGAUCGACCAAGGUAUUCCACCACUUUCCGGUACUGCUACUAUCGGUAUCACCGUCAACCCUGUAUCUCAGGCACCUUCUGGAGACUAUUCAUUUAGUGUGAAGGAGAAUCAGCCUAUAGGAACCGUAGUAGACACUAUACCACCUGAGAGAAAUUGGACUGGGGACAUUUUUACCAUAAUAGGUGGAAACUUUAACCAGACGUUUAGUCUGACCACUGGGGGUAUGCUGACCACCAACAAAGUGCUGGACAGGGAGACGUACGCAUACUAUGUCUUGCUGGUCUCCGUUCAACGUUACGACAAUACGUACGUCACCAAGCAAGUGAUUGUCAAAGUGGAGGACGUCAACGACAACUACCCCACGUUCAAUAAAUCCACGUUGACGUUCACAACUGUAGAAAACGUUCCUGUUGGUCAAUUCAUUGGUCAGCUGACGGUCACCGACGCUGAUGAAGUCAACAACGCCAACAGCCAAUUCACAUUGGCCAUAGCCAGUACGCUGGGCAGCUCGUAUUUUGCCAUGGACUCGACGGGGAAGAUAUCUGUGAAAAAACAGUUCAGCUACGAGGUGUUCCCUACCUUUACGUUGUACGUGACGGCAGUUGAUGGUGGCAGCCCCAAGCUGACGUCCACGGCGACUGUGGUCAUCAAAGUGACCAAUGUAGAUGAAACGAUCAAAGUUAUAUCAUUCAACACGACAAGCUUCAUCUCCCGGGAAUUCCCACACGACGCUGCGUCUGGUGACGUGGUCUGUACACUGACCACGGCAGAUUUCGGCCUUGACACGUCGGUAACCAGGAAGAACGAGUUCACUUCUGUCGGCACUAACGUCUUCAAUAUCUCCAAGACGACAGGUGUUAUGACCGUGAACCUGAAGGACAAAAUCCUCGAGAACGCCCGCUACACCCAGUGGGUCGUCUUGACCACCACGACAUCCGCUGGCACCGAGUCCCGUGUGGGCGUGGUCAGGCUGGACACCUUCAACAAAGACAAGCACCUGGUUGCCGUCGUUGUCAGCGAGACGGAAGCGACGCUGGAGACCAAAAGAGCUAAUUUGACGACACAGCUACAGCAAGCUUUCGUUAGUCCUAACGCCAUAAAAAUCUGGGACAUCCAGACACCUACUACAGCAGCAACACGAAGACGACUUUUGGCUACAGAAUCGGUGGCGCUGGCCGUUGUCUUAGCCGACUCAUCCAUUGACGACAUUGCUAACGUGGACAAAUCUAAGACAUUCCUAACCCAAACAGCUGCUUUAAAGCAACUGCAAAAAUCAGCCGACGGGACCCCCGCCUCCGCCGCCACUGGCACGAUUCCCGUGUCCAAAGUCUUGCCCUACACAGACAACGUCACAGACUCGAGUCUCAGCACCUCCAUGAUCAUCCUCAUCGUGUUCGCUUGUCUGGCAGCUCUCGUGCUCAUUGCUGUCAUCGUUGGUGUACUCGUCUACUGCUGCUACUGUCGUAGGAAAAGGGACGAAGACAGGAAACAAUUGGGCCCUACGUCAACUUCAACAACCAAACUCAUUCGUGACGUUCAUUCAGCCGAGUCUAUCCGCGACCCACUCAUGCAUGUGAAACAUCCUUACACUAGCACGGAAGUGAUGUCAUCGACGUACUUCACACAUAACGACAGUAGUUACGUCAGGAGGAACAUGGACAGUUCCAGUAACUAUUACAAUGACUCAUUGAUCAGAUCAGACGCCAAUCUCCGGGACAGGCUCCAGGACAUGGACACUGACCUGGACGGGGCCCCCUCCAGAGUCGCCACAGCCACCUACAUAUCCUCCACCCUAAGCCCCAUUGUUCCACCGGAAGAGCCUGAGGUCAAGCCAUCGGAAAAACUGCAUAAACUUGAGGAAAUUCCCGAAGUGGAGCAUGAAGAAAAGGGAAAUUCCAAAGAAGUCGACAGGCUUUCAAAAGUUGAGGAGAUUUCUGAAGUUGAUUUAGAUGAUAAGGAAAAUACCAAUAGCGGAACUCCCAAAUGCAGUCAAACCAUCCACUUCAUCAACGUUACCGAGAAUACGCUGCCUAUCACACCACUAUACGACCUGAACUGUACCGAUCCUGACGGAGGCAACAUCAGCUACUCCUUCAGCCUCACAAGUUAUCGAGACACCGCGGGUUAUUUUAAUAUCGAUCCCAGCACAGGUGAACUAUGGGUCACCCAAAAACUGGAUGCGGAACUUCAAGUUAACGGGAGUUACUCUACGCCGUACAUUUUGAUCGUUGACGUAGAUGACGGUAACGCAAACGUCACUGACGUCACAGUGGUGGUCAGCGUGCUGUCCGUUGACGACAACCCCCCGAGCAUCACUGACCUGUCACCGUACAGGACGGACGUCCCAGAGGACACGCCGCUUGGCACCGUGGUGGCGAGAUGCGGGGUGACGGACCUAGAUUUACCUGGGUCGGGUGACGAGGUAACAUACGUCAGGAUUGUAGGCGGCAAUGAUGAGCAAAAGUUCACUAUAGACAGCCAAAAGUGCGAGGUUAUUUUAAUUGAUGAACUGGACUACGAGAACAACAAGUCGUACACGCUCAGACUUGAAGCCUACAACCCGGACACUGAUAACAAAACCACCUUAGAUGUAACUAUUAACAUCAGUGACGUCAAUGACAAUUCACCUGUCUGUAACAUGCACACAAUCGCCUCCAGUUUCCUUGAGAGUGAGCCACCAGGUAAACCUCUGGCCAAACUUUCAUGCACGGAUAACGACUCAACUGGCAAUAGCCUUACUUACACCAUUGCAACAGCCAACUCCAGUCUUAACAUAACCUCUACUGGUGAAGUGACCUUGAACAUCCAGCAGGACUACGAGCAGACGAGAAAUAUACCAGCCACAAUAAAAGUAACAGAUUCGGGAUCACCCGCCCGCACGACAACUGUUUCAGCAAUCUUUUUUAUUCUAGACGUGGACGAUAAUAUCCCAGUGUUCAAAGCUAAUCUUUCAACAAGUCUAGUGGUCGUCUCGGCCCAAAUGGACUACACUUCAUCAGCCUCUGUCAACUGUACUGUGGAGGCGUAUUCUUCUGACCAGACAACCAACACCAGCACCGCGCCACUGACCAUCAAUCUGAUCGACGUCAACGACGGGCCUCCCGUAUUUAACAUGUCUCUUUACGAAGGCUCAGUCCGAGAGAACGCCACCAAACCCACAACAGUUCUCAGAGUUGAAACAAAUGAACCUGUCACUUUUUACAUGAACUACGGCCACUACUUCAGAAUCGACCCCAACUCUGGAGAUGUAUCGGUCAACGGGAAGCUGGACUAUGAGACAGAUACGUCAUACUUAUUAGAAGUUAAUGCAGUAGAUAAACAAGACCCAACCAUGACGUCAACAGCUUAUGUUUACAUCAGUGUUCUGCCUUCUAAUGAGUUCACGCCCACAUGUCAAACAAAUAUGAUUGCGUAUAUUAGUGAAUCAAGUAUUCCAGGCACGUUUGUCACAAGAGUCUCCGCCUCUGACGGUGACGAUGGCAAUGACGGUCACGUCUUGUACUCACUGCUGAACAUCACAGAACCUUUUCUUAUUGAUCGAGUAACGGGAAAUCUGACUACUGGUAUCGGUCUGGAUGCGGAAGUUCGGAACUACUACACGGUUAUCGUACUUGCAGAAGACCAAUCAGACACGACAAAACUGACCGGAAGUUGUACGGUGACCAUCAACGUAAAAGACGAGAACGAUAAUCAGCCCGUGUGUGACCCCAUCGCUCCCUUUCUCAUCACACCCAGCACUGACGUCACUAAUUUCUUAUGGAAGUUUUCCUGCACGGAUAGAGACGUGUCAGCCAAUGGCCUACAAUACACGUUAGUUUCUGGAGACACCUAUAAUCUCUUUGAGGUCGACUCAGCUCAACAGUCGGUCAGGUUGAAGUCGUCUGGUCCAUUCCAGGUUGGGGAUUACACGUUAGUGUUUAGCGUGUCGGAUGGUCAAACACCCGCAAGAACAACAACAAUAGCAGUAGAAGUAAAAAUUAGCCAGACCCUAGUCUUUACUGGUCUAUCAAAAGUAGUACAGGUCUACGAAAACACAAAUGUAUCGGACAUUAUAAUGACAGCUUCAGCUUCAGGGACCUACGAGUUAAUAUCAUAUUCAAUUCUGAGCGGCAACGAAUUACUUUUCUUCAACAUUCACCAAACUCAGGGCACCAUCAGACUUGUCAAGUCCCUUGACAGAGAAACUACCUAUACGUCAUACACUCUUGUAUUGAAAGCAUCGACUGCCUCAGGUCUUGUAACUUCUGGAACUGUAACUGUAUCAGUAUUGGACUGUAACGAUAAUGCUCCAAAGUUCGGUAACAGCUACUACAAUUAUGCUAUCUUUGAAGGCACAGCUGGAUUAGCUACAUCCUAUCCCAUCACAGCUACAGAUCCAGACAGUGGUAACAAUGCAACUAUAGAUUAUUCUAUCCUAUCUGGAAACACAGGAAAUGUCUUUAAAUACAACUCCAACACAGGCAUUCUCUCAUUGGCUAGUGUGUUGGACUACGAGACGACACAAUCCUACACACUAGUUCUGUGUGCUACAGAUCGCGGCACGCCAAAUAAACUAAGCAGCACUACCCUCGUCUUUAUAACAGUGAAAGAUGUGAGCGAGCAGAAUCCAAUAUUAAUCAGUCCAGGUGGAACUGUGAAUAUCACUUUACCUGAAGACACGGCUGCGGGUGCUAACGUCUUUAACAUCACCGCCAGCGACAAAGAUUUCGGUACACAGUUGACCUACUACAUCACCAGUCAGUCAAAUACAGAUCAGUUUUCUGUCAAUGAAAGGCUAGGUGGGAUUUACUUAAACUAUCCAAUGGACCGCGAGAGUUAUCAGUCACUGACCUUGGUAGUUAAGGUAAACAAUACCAAUAAUCAAACAAAUACAACAACCAUCGGCAUUACAGUUUCAGACGUCAAUGACAAUGAUCCGGUAUUUAGUCCAGCAAUUUAUGCAGUCAAUACAAAACACGGCACUGCUUCAGGUGCGUCUAUAGUUACACUUACAGUAACAGACACUGACAAUGGCGCCAACAGCACCUUGACUUUAAAUAUCACAUCAGGAAACAUAAACAACGCCUUCAAGUUUGUAGGAAAAGUUUUGACAUCAAAUAUCCUUCUAGACGCAAACACCAACUCACUUUAUAUUCUUGAAGUAAUGGCAGCUGACCAUGGAACCCCACCUCGCUACUCUACAGCUUUAGUCACAGUGACCAUAGACCCAGAGUUCAAACAGCCCCUUUUUAACCCAACAUCAGCCUCUAUUUCUGUGUUAGAAACGACAACAGCAGGAGAUUUAAUAUACAACAUGGACGCGACAGCUAACGGAGCAAAAGAACAUGCCGGGGGUGAUUUGCUUUAUUCAAUAAAGUCCGGCAACUCUCAAAAUAAAUUUUACAUCGAGCCAUUGGGUGGAGAACUACAACUAAUCGAACCUUUAAGCUACGCUAACACAAGCUCAUACACACUAGUUGUACUAGCACAAAACAUUCUCAAUAAUUCACUAACCAGUACGUUCAACUUAACUAUAACCGUCACACAGGUCAAUUUGUACGACCCUGUUUUCUCACAAACUAUCUACUCCUGGUCAGUCAACGAAACGGCAAAAACUGGAACAAUCGUUGGACAAGUCACAGCAACAGACAAGGAUGUUGGUCAGUUUGGAAAGUUGACAUACUCAAUUGAGUCAGGCGCGCCUUUUACUAUCAGCUCAACAACAGGUGUGAUAUCGUUGACUGGCUCUCUGGAAUAUUCGACAGCAAAGAGCUACAACUUUUACGUUAAGGCGGUAGAUAAUGCAGGGGCCAGUAGUCGAUCAUCGACCAGUGUGGUCGUUAUAAGCGUCACUGAUUUCAACAACAACUCGCCUAUAUUUACAAGUAGCGUUUACAACGUAGCAGUUCCCGAAACAUUUCCUUUGGCGGAGACUUUCUUCUACGUCCUGGCUACAGAUUUGGACUCUGGAACAUUUGGUGAGGUGACGUACGCUAUUGCUACUAACAGUUUUGGGAUUUUCCAGAUAGCGAAAUCCACAGGUGAACUUUCAUUGAACAAAAGUUUGGACUACGAGUCUAACAGAACUCACGUCAUCAUUGUAACUGCGUCAGAUGGGUCCAACACAGCCUCAGCGACUGUCACUGUGACCGUCAAAGAUGAGAACGAUAACACACCAAAUUUGGGUUUCACCAGAGUUGACCUCGAGAUUUUCUCAAACAUUGUAGUAGGGACAUUGCUGUAUGAUGUCAACGCUACAGACAGAGAUGUUGGUGUUAACGGGGCAUUGAAUUACAUCAUUCAAAGUGGAAAUGACGACGGUCUAUUUAAUGUGGACAUUUCAAACGGAAAAGUAAAAACGACUAAACCACUGGAAUAUUCCAAGAGCUUUUAUACGCUUGUCAUCGCUGCGAUCGACCAGGGUAUUCCGCCACUUAACGGUACUGCUACUAUCGGUAUCACUGUAAACCCUGUAUCUCAGGCACCUUCUGGAGACUAUUCAUUUAGUGUGAAGGAGAACCAGCCUAUAGGAACCGUAGUAGACACUAUACCACCUGAGAAAGAUUGGACUGGAGACACGUUUACAAUAGUAAGCGGUAACUAUGACCGAACGUUUACGCUAACCAUUACUGGUGUUCUGAUCACCAAUAAAGUUUUAGACAGGGAGAAAUACGCCUAUUACGUCUUGGAGGUGUCUGUCGAACGUUACGACGGCACAUACGUCACUAAGAAAGUGGUUGUCAAAGUUGUUGACGUCAACGACAACUACCCCACAUUCGGUCAAUCAAUAUUGACGUUCACAACUGUAGAAAACGUUCCUGUUGGUCAAUUCAUUGGUCAGCUGACUGUCACCGACAUUGAUGAACUCAACAAUCCCAACAGCCAAUUUGACCUGGCCAUAGCCAACCAACAAGGCUCAACGUAUUUUGACUUGGAUCAAACGGGAACAAUAACCGUGAAACGAAAAUUCAGCUACGAGGUUUUCCCCUCCUUCAGCUUGUACGUCACAGCUACUGACCGUGGUGACCCCCAGCUGACCUCCACUGCCACUGUGAUCAUCAAAGUGACGGAUGUUAAUGAAACCAUCAUUCUUACAGCAUUCAACACGACAAGCUUCAUCUCCCGGGAAUUCCCACACGACGCUGCGGCUGGUGACGUCGUCUGUACACUGACCACGGCAGAUUUCGGCCUUGACACGUCGGUAACCAGGAAGAACGAGUUCACCUCUGUGGGCACUAACGUCUUCAAUAUCAAUAGCGAGACUGGCGCUGUGACUGUGAACCUACAGGAUCGUAUUUUUGAAAACGCCCGCUACUUCCAGUGGGUGAUCCUGAAGACUACGACGGUCAACGGCACCGUGUCUCAUGUAGGGCUGGUCAGACUGGACACUUUUAACAAGGACAAACACCUGGUGGCAGUUCUCGUUAACCAGGACCUGGCCACCAUACAAAGAGAUGACUUAGUACAUCAACUGCAGAGUUCCCUGCCUAGUCCACAAACUGUUAAACUCUGGGACAUUCAAGUGCCAACCCCUGCAGCAACACGCAGGAGACUGCUGGCCGCUGAGUCUGCGGCGUUGGUUGUGGUUUUAGCUGAUGGGUCAGCUGACAAUAUAUCCAACGUGGAUAACGCGAAACCGUUUCUUGCUCAACAGGAGGCAGUUAAGCUAUUGCAAUCAGCUGUAAGUGGUACCGUGUCAGAGGUCAUGCCCUACGUCAGCGAGGUGAAGGACGAUUCGGGUCUGUCCACGCCCAUCAUAAUUCUCAUCGUGCUGGCCUGCAUCACUGCACUCGCGAUCAUCUCCCUUGUCGUAUGGGUACUCAUCUACUGCUACGGCAUCCGCCGGAAACGGAACCAAGACUCAAAAACCCUGGUCAAGAAGAAGAAAAAGGAAAGAAAGACUCCAAAGUAUUUCUCUGCAGCUCCACCACUAGCCACGACUAAACCAAAACACAAAAAGGAGGAGAAGAAAGUGACAGUCACCACGGCAGUGACGUCGACAACCUACUCCACGCCAUCUGAGGGUAACGACAGACCCAACGCUGAGAGCCACUACAGCAACUACCACAAUUACGAAACGAUAGAGAAGCGUCAUGAGGCUGACCCUGAUCAAGACGGAGCCCCCACGCCAAUGAAGACAGCGACCUACAUCUCAUCCACUCUAAUCCCCAUCUUACACCUGGAGCCUAAAGAGUUAACUGAGAGUAAAGACAAGGAGAAUUCCAGUAAAGUGGACAUCGUUUUAAAAGUUGAGGAAUAUUCCGAAAUUAAAGAUGGCGAUUUAGAGAUGGUCAGUCAAGUUUAG